This is a messenger RNA of Mangifera indica (mango), 2855 nucleotides long. RefSeq names its product G-type lectin S-receptor-like serine/threonine-protein kinase At1g11330. The record is from RefSeq and is a predicted model, not a curated record. The coding region runs from base 165 to 2648 and encodes 827 amino acids. Gene Ontology annotation, biological process: recognition of pollen; protein phosphorylation. Lineage: Eukaryota; Viridiplantae; Streptophyta; Magnoliopsida; Sapindales; Anacardiaceae. The transcript is spliced from 7 exons. Gene Ontology annotation, molecular function: protein serine/threonine kinase activity; ATP binding.
GACAAAAGCCUUCGUACCCACAAUUGCAGGAUAAGGUUAUAUGCCUCAAACCUCAGGAUUGAAGAGAAAUAUCCCCCUCAGGCAGUGCCCCUGUCAUAAGCCAACAAGCGUUAGUUCCAGUAUUAAGUUUAUUCUAUCAAGAAGAAGCAAAUAAUUAACUGGUUAUGGAAUUUACCAGUAAAUCGAUUUCAGUAGCCGUUAUUCUAGUGCUAUCUUGUUUUCAUUCAGAUUUUGGCACAGCCAUAGACACAAUCACAGCUUCUCAUCCUAUCAGAGAUCCUGAAACAAUCAUCUCUGCUGGUAACAACUUCAAAUUGGGAUUUUUUAGCCCUCCAAAUUCAACAAAGCGCUAUUUAGGAAUUUGGUACAAUCUCAAAACUGAAAUUAUCGUAUGGGUAGCAAACAGAGAUAAUCCACUCAAUGAUUCAUCCGGGGUUUUUACCAUAUCUGAUGAUGGUAAUCUUGCUGUAUUGAAUGGCCAGAAAGAGGUUCUUUGGUCAUCAAAUCUUCAAACUUCGGUUGCUAAUGCAAGUGCUCAGCUUUUAGAUUCUGGAAAUCUUGUGUUGAAUAAAAGCAAUAAUGGAGAAAAAAUAUGGGAGACUUUCCGAGAACCUUCCGACAAGCUAUUGACGAAUAUGAAACUUACUGUUAAUGUACAAACAGGUGAGAAAGUGCAGAUGAUAUCAUGGAAGAGUCCUUCUGAUCCAUCCAACGGAAGCUUCUCAUGUGGCCUCCAUAUUUCAAACAUUCCCGAAAUCUUCAUUUGGAAUGAAACUAGACCCUAUUGGCGGACAGGUCCAUGGAAUGGUCGAAUCUUUACUGGAAUUGAGGGCAUGAAUUCUGUUUAUCUUAGUGGGUUUAAACUUGAACCAGACGACCAAAAAGGAAUUUAUUAUUUCAGUUUCUCGUUUCCAAGCAAUCCUUUAUCAUACUACGUCUUGAAUUCAGAAGGAAAAUUAGUUGAAGCAAUUAAGGUUGAUGGGAAGGAUGAUUGGAUUUUUACUUCUAUUUUCCCGAAAACUGAGUGUGAUGUUUAUAACAAGUGUGGGGCAAAUGGAAUUUGUAACUACAAGGAAAAGCCAAUUUGCAGUUGUUUGAAAGGAUUUGAGCCGAAGAAUAAAGAGGAAUGGAACAGGGGUAUCUGGACUAGUGGAUGUGUCAGAAGGAAACUAUUGCAGUGUGAAAGGAUAAACAAAACUGGUGAAGUGGGAAAAGCAGAUGGGUUUUUGAAGAUGCCAACGAUGAAGGUGCCUGGCUUCGCAGAAUUGUCAUCUGCUUUAGAAAAUGAAUGCAGAGAUGGGUGCUUGAAUAAUUGCUCUUGCAUAGCUUAUGCUUAUGAUGUUGCCAUCCAUUGUAUGACAUGGACGGAAAACUUAACCGACAUUCAGAAAUUCACCAGGGAUGGGAUCAAUCUUUACAUUCGUUUAGCACAUUCGGAACUUGAUCAGAAAGACUUGACAGUAAUUAUUUUGGUACCACCGCUAGUAGGAAUCGUUACAAUUGCAAUAUGUACAUUUUUCUCAUGGAGGUGGAUGGCGAAGCGAAAAGCAAUGAAGGGAAAGAAGAAGAUGCUACAAGUUGAAAAAGGGGAAAGAUAUCUAAAAGAGUCUUCUGAAAACAUAGACCAAGCUGAUUUCCAGGACCUGCCAAUGUUCAAUUUUGAGGAGCUAAUGAAUGCAACAAGUAAUUUCGACUUAACCAAUAAACUUGGGCAGGGUGGUUUUGGUACAGUAUACAGGGGGAAGUUGAAAGAUGGAGUGGAAAUAGCAGUGAAACGGCUUUCAAACGCAUCUGGACAAGGACUUCAAGAGUUUAUGAAUGAGGUGGUGGUGAUUUCCAAACUCCAACAUAGAAAUCUUGUUAGGCUACUCGGAUGCUGCAUUGAAAGAGAAGAAAAGAUGCUGAUUUAUGAAUACAUGCCAAACAAAAGUUUGGAUUCUUUUCUCUUUGAUCCUCUCAAACAAAAACUUCUUGAUUGGAGAAAACGUUUCAUCAUCAUUGAAGGAAUAAGCCGAGGCCUCGUUUAUCUUCACAGAGACUCUCGAUUGCGAAUCAUACAUAGAGAUCUAAAAGCAAGCAACAUCUUGUUGGAUAAAGAGUUGAACCCAAAAAUUUCAGAUUUUGGUAUGGCAAGAAUUUUCGGAGGCAACCAAGAUCAAGCCAACACUUUAAGGGUUGUUGGGACAUAUGGUUACAUGUCCCCGGAAUAUGCAAUGCAAGGGCAAUUCUCCGAGAAAUCUGAUGUCUUUAGUUUUGGAGUAUUGUUAUUAGAGAUGAUUAGGGGCAGAAAAAACACAGGUUUUUACCAGGAAGAGUAUUCUUUGACUCUUCUAGGCUAUGCAUGGAAACUGUGGAAUGAAAACAACAUUGUCAAUUUUAUUGAUCCAGUGAUAUCUGGUCCAUGCUAUGAAUUGGAGAUCAUAAGAUGCAUUCAUGUGGGAUUGUUGUGUGUACAGGAGUUUGUGAAGGAUAGGCCAAACAUGUCAACUGUUUUAUCCAUGCUUAGUAGUGAAAUAGUUGAUCUUCCCCCUCCGAAGCAGCCAGCUUUCACAGUAAGGCAGAAUGCCUCUGAUUCUGAGUCGGGUCGACAGAGCCAGAAGAAUUGUUCAGUCAACAAUGUUACUGUGACUGUUAUCCAAGGCCGAUAGAGACCAAUUUUCUUAAGAGUAACAAGUUCAUGAGAAGCUGAAAUCUCAAAACCUUUUAGUUGCUUUAUGAUUUUUGAGGUAUCGUGUUGGUAUCUAGACAUUAAUUUUGAGAUGAUUUAACGUAAUAGAGUUACAUAUUUUACCAAAAGAAUUAUGUAGACUUGUACAUUGACUUGAAAAUCUGAACUUCAAUUGAAUUCCAAAAUA